AAAAUUUUGUACGAACAUUAAAGAGUGCUAUAGCAUCAAUGAGUCCUCAAAAUCUUGAUGAGCUAGAGAGAUGUGUGGAUAACUUCUUACUUCAAUAUCGCAAUGCGGAGCAUACAAGUACUCAUGAAAGUCCUGCAAAACUAUUCAAAUCUCGAAUUCUCAGAAAGCAUCUGAUGUCCACGACUUCUGAUGUACAUUAUUACAGAGGGAAUGAUUAUAGACCUUCUAUUGGUAUCAUACUACAAAGAAUGGGAAAUCGAAUGGUGAAGAUAUUAGACAUCGAAGAUAAUUCAGUUCAUAACAGACACUUGGAUCAAGUGAGAAUAAAUGAGGUAGGUCGUUCCGAUUAUGAUUAUAAUGACUCCGCUACUAAUCCUGACUUUGUAGAUAAUUCAGAAAUAAGUCUAGAUGAUACUGAUGGAAAUGAUAUCACAGAAUCAGUUAGAAGAUCGCAGAGACUGGCAAGCAAACCGCGAUAUCAUUAUAAAUACGCAAGGAGACAUUCAACGUGUGGCGGAUGUGGUGAUUGACUAUUUCUAUCUUUGUAUUGUUUAAAUACUUACUGUUGAUUGUUAAUAUUUCAUAUAUGAAUUGCAUUAUAAUUCCGCUAAAUACAAAUUCCUGAAUUC
This is a messenger RNA of Trichobilharzia regenti, 629 nucleotides long. NCBI's taxonomy places the organism in Eukaryota, Metazoa, Platyhelminthes, Trematoda, Strigeidida, Schistosomatidae. The record is from the annotation of a GenBank genome assembly.